Puntigrus tetrazona (Sumatra barb) is the source of this 7645-nucleotide messenger RNA. RefSeq names its product beta-1,4-mannosyl-glycoprotein 4-beta-N-acetylglucosaminyltransferase b (gene mgat3b). Gene Ontology annotation, cellular component: membrane. Bases 1069 to 2832 code for a protein of 587 amino acids. Gene Ontology annotation, molecular function: beta-1,4-mannosylglycoprotein 4-beta-N-acetylglucosaminyltransferase activity. Gene Ontology annotation, biological process: N-acetylglucosamine metabolic process; protein N-linked glycosylation. Lineage: Eukaryota; Metazoa; Chordata; Actinopteri; Cypriniformes; Cyprinidae. The transcript is spliced from 3 exons. The record is from RefSeq and is a predicted model, not a curated record.
UCUCUCACACACAGAUAGAUCAGAGUAAACUUCAACUCGGUUUUAUCUAUGGUUUUAUUCAAACCCUGUUGGUUUGCCACUUUUGCAAAACGCUUGGUAGUUUUUCUUACGGUAUCUUCGGUAACGGGGUUGAACGCGGAUUUGCGUAAAAAUGGUCAAAAUGCGGCGUCAAAUACUUUUUAGAAAUAGCCAAUAUGUUCUAAAAAUAUCCUAAUAACGUUUUGCGAAGCCAUUUAAAAGUCUAAAACGUAUCUUUUAGCGAGCAUGUUACAUUCGAGGGAUCUCUAAACCAUCUUAAGACGAAUAUCCCACUAAAAUAUUACAGAAAAGUUACAUAACGAUUUAUGAAGAACGUUUUGCGCUAACGUUUGAAGGACGCAGGUCGAGAGAACUUUCCGUGAAUAUAUAACGUUUAAAACGUUUUUCUUUCAUUUGACGAGAGAUAACAGAGAAUACAGCAGCUCGACAAAAGCGUUCCUGUUUUAUUCCUGAAGCACGACGUCGUGUCUCCUGAUAUGAACGUGAUGAAAGUGUUGGACGGAUGAAUCAGAUAUGAUUUAUGAUGAAUAAUGCGCUGUGUGGCGGAUGAAGAGCUGCGUGAUGCUGAAGUGAUCCGCUGGUGUGUGUGUGUGUGUGUGUGUGUGUGUCGGUGGUCCGGAGGGCGGAGCUGCGGGUCUCCGCGCCCCCGGUAACGUUAUCGACGGACGCACCGAUCACUGCUGGGCGGAAGAGCGUCAUUUCAGCAGAAAAACAGACCGAGAGAGGAGCGGCGCGGACGGACGGACGGACUCGGCGCUCCCGUUAACGGAAAUAAAACGGGGAUCGAGGCGUCGACGCACAUCGACGGCGCGUUUCUCUUUCUUCCGCAGCAGGAUGGAUUUACACGCGGACGCGCGACGCGAGCGAGAUCCUCCCGCAUCACCGACGGAGCGUCACUGAAGCAUCACCCGCGCUCCGCGACGCGUCCGACCGCUCCGAUGCGAACAAAAGCCUCGCUUUCACCUCCACCCUGACCGACCGCAGCGCCUCCAUCCGCAAUGAACAUCUAGAGGAGCGUCAGGCGAUGGGAUGAAAAUGAGACGUCACAGGGUUUUCUUGAUUUGCACGGUGGGACUGUGUGUCAUUUCCUUCCUGCAUUACUACAAGGCUCUUCACUACGUGUCCCUGCUGAGGGAGCUGUCCGCACCUUACCCUAACAUCAAAUCCUUCAUCAUGGUCACUGGUUUCUUCUGGAAGGAGGGCACCACCCCGCUGUCCAGCGCGUCUCCGGAGGAAGGGCCCCGUCUGAUGCACGGAAAGCUCCGGGCCGGAGGAGGUCUGGACCUCGACACCGGACAAGAACCUGAAGCACUGCAGCCGUGGAAGAGACCUGAAGAUCCACAGCAGCACAGGGGCCCGGGGACUACAGAGGUCCAUAAGGGAGGUUUGAUCGCCUGGCAGCCCAGCAGCCCGACCCACCAGAAGCCAAACCCACAGAGAGACUCUGCGGUGAAGAAUCUUCAGACACGUCACGCCUCGACUCCAGAUCCGCUGGAAUCCCUGGGCGACCUGCACCGCCGCACACACGUCCUCCAGGACGACCGCUCCCCUUAUUUCGUCCGCACCAAAGCAGGCGCACUGUGCUUCCGUCAGGGGACGGAGGUGGCACCGCCUAAAGACGAGACUUUGAAAGUGAGACCUAGCGUGGCUGGCCUCGUCCAGCGAAGAAUCCUGCAGAAGCCUGACGAGUCGAAGGCUCCGGUGAAAUCAGUGGAGGAGUCCGGAGCCGUUCGAGGGAAGCCCAAGCGUGGCAAGCGACUUGUGAAGUGUGUUUGCCGGCCAGGCUGGCACGGCCCGUACUGCGGAGUGCCCACUAUGGUGUACCACUCCAAUCUGCCCACGAAAGAGAGACUGACCCCGCGCGAGACGCCUCGUCGCGUCAUAAACGCCAUCAACGUGAACCACGAGUUUGACUUGCUGCACGUGCGCUUCCGUGAGCUCCUCCGAGCCGUGGAUCUCUUCCUCGUGUGCGAGUCCAACUUCACGGCGUACGGAGAGAGGCGUCCGCUGAGGUUCCUGCAUCUGCUGCUCAACGGAACCUACGAUUACGUGCGCCACAAGAUCCUCUACGUUUUCCUGGACCAUUUCCCAGACGGCGGCCGACAGGACGGAUGGAUCGCUGACGACUACCUGCGCACCUUCCUGACUCGCGACGGCAUGGCGCGGAUCGUGGGCUCACGGCCCGAUGAUGUUUUUCUCAUCAACGAUGCGGACGAAAUCCCAGCUCAGGAGGGAGUGCUUUUCCUUAAGCUUUUCGAUGGCUGGACGGAGCCCUUUGCCAUCCACAUGAGGAAGUCUCUGUACGGAUUCUUCUGGAAGCAGCUGGGCUCCCUCGAGGUGGUGUCUGGGUGCACCGUCGGGAUGCUUCGGGACGUCUAUGACAACGACGGGAUUCGGCUCCGCAGGCGGGAGUACUACACCAUGCCGGGGUUCCGGAAGUAUGAGAAUGACACCGGACACAUCUUGGUGCAGUGGUCGAUCGGAAGUCCGUUCCAUUUCGCAGGCUGGCACUGCUCCUGGUGUUUCACGCCAGAGGGAAUUCACUUCAAACUCAUUUCGGCCCAGAACGGCGACUUUCCUCGCUGGGGUGACUACGAGGACAAGCGCGAUCUCAACUACAUAAGGGAGCUGAUCAGAACCGGGGGCUGGUUCGACGGCUCCGUGCAAGAGUACCCUCCAUCGGACCCUAAGGAACACAUGUACGCCCCCAAAUACAUGUUGGAUAAUUACGAUCACUACCGCUACUUGUUGGAGAACCCUUACAUCAAGCAGUCCAACCUAGGAGGUGCAUAGAGGAGAAUGAGGGCCAAAGAUGGUUUGAUUGAAGACCGUAAGGAACGGGAACAGAGAGGGAGAGAAGAGAACGCUGUCCUGUUUCUCUCUUUCCUCUCUCUCAUUGGUCCCAACGCCGUCCAAUAUGUGAAUGCAGGCCUUGCAGAAACCAACUGCAAACCUUUCUGUUUUGGUCGGUGUUUACAAGAAUGAUUUCCAGAGACUCUGCGAUAGACGCCUCUUGUGUUGACUAUACAAGACUGUGUGUGUGUGUGUGUGUGUGUGUGUGUGAAAGAGAGAGAGUGAAUGAUGCGUGUGUGUGAUCAGACUGAAUUUCAUUGGUGCACAGACUUUCUCGCUUGCACUUCAGAAUCAAAAUAAGGAAACUCAUUGCACAAAUGCCACAUUUUUGGGUUUGUUGACAGCUUGUAAAUUCCUCCCGAACUCAAACGUCUUUUUCCUCGGUCAGAAAAAUAUCUUUGUGUAUCAUUGUGAGCUGUUCUGAAUGAGUUUGUGGACGAGAGAGAGAAAGAAAGAGGCCAUUCGAGAGAAACGGGGCUUUGUUUGAGCUCUGCUGGGUUCUGAUGGAGCUGAUAUGUGAGAUUGUGCCGAGGUCUGCUCGGACAACACAAAUGAGCUUCCUGUUUGAGAAAGCUGUGCAGAAAACAUCCUAAAGCUGGGAAAAGAGCUGUUUUCAAGUCAGAUAUUUAGUCUACGAACCACCCACCAGAAUGGGGAGGAGCCUGAUAAAAAUAAGUCAGAGGCUCUGUUCUAAACUAGUGACAUGUCUAUGUAGGCAGCACUUUAAGGCUGUAUCCCAACACAAAGGUUGUUUUAAAUCAGUCUGCUGCCUUCUAAGAUACCUUCUUUUGACUAAAUCUAUAAUUCUAAUUCUUUUUUAUUAGUUUUUUCAGAGAAUGCAUGAUCUAAGAAUGCACUGCGACAAUCUACUUGAAAAAAACUUUAAUGAUGGCCGGCAAAGACUUGUUUUUACAUUCAUAAAAAAGUUUAGUCCAAUGUGUAUUUUUUUGUUGUUAGUUUAGCAACAUGCAUCUUGCUUAACUGGAAUCAGCAAUGCAGCUCACUGUGUUUGGAACAGAGCCAUGUAGUGUUCGGUGGUCUUGGCUCUCUCGUGUUUUAAUUUUAAGUCAGAGUAGGAAGGAGUUUCUUCUGAAAUCUGGCUCUGGAAAUUCCCUGUUCUCCGAGCUGUGAAGCCGCCUGAUCGCAUCCGCAUGGGGUCCUCUGGCGCUGUUAAAGUCAACGUGAAAUCAACAUCGACUCUCUUAAUUUAUGAUCCUGUCUUAUGGUGAAUGAAUCAACAUUAAUAUUCUGAAGAAUUACGGCUGACAUCAUUAAUCCACCGACACAAACUGAUCACUUCAUCAUAGAAAAAAAUUGCUUUUAAAGUCGUUCAAAUGAAGUUCUUAGCAAUGCAUGUUACUAAUCAGAAAUGAAGUUUUAAUAUAUUAAGUAUCUUCAUGAACAUGAUUUUUGCUUAAUAUCCUAAUGAUUUUUGAAGUUUUUACCCAUGCAGUGCAUUGUUGGUUAUUUCUACAAACACACCUGAGCUCUUAUGAAUGCUUCUCUGCAGAUGGGUUGUGAAUGUCAUUUCAUGUUGACUUUAAUCUCCAAAGUGAUCAACCAUAAACAAACUCCCAUAAACAUGGAAUCACGUCCAAAGAGCAUUAUCUCUCCGUCAGACAUGCUGCUAAAAACAGGUCUCCAGAUAUAGGAGAUAUCCAUGCGCCGGGAAAUAGAAAUACUGCCAUGGUGAAAUAUAUAUCGCCAGUGUUCGAGGCUCACGGAUUCCUCGCUGGUGCACACACAUAUCUGCGCGGCCUGUUCUGUGUCCCAACAGCGGCGCAUUACAAACAGGCUAAAGAUAGAGACGGCGUUCGAUGUCUGAAGACAGAGCAGAUCUCAGCACGGAGACAGGUGCGCAAGCGUUUAUAGAGCUCAGCCGGCGGGGUCUCGGAUGUGCUUCGGCGCCCGUGACCUUCGUGUGCUCAGUAGAAGACAGAUCGGGUGACAUCUCCAAAUCUGUGUGAGUUCCGCAUGGGAAUAGAGCCGGGAUGCUUUUGUUCCAGCGACCUUAUCCUCAAACUCGGACUGGAGUUCGUUUGGUUCCCACUGAAUCACAAUCAGUUCGCUUCUGCAUAUCAAGCAGCCUACAGGUGCAGGAAUAUCCGUAUUAAUGGCCUUAUGAGUGACCUCUUGAGUUGACUUCAUGUUUUACAGACAGGAGAGCCAAACUCAUAUCUGCAGAAUGAGAAUGAAGAAUCCGUCCUUCCAUGACCGCCGUGCCAUAUUUAGUUCAGAAGAACAUUCGACUGCUCAGAGGAGAUUGCGUGUAGAAUUGAAUGAUCGUUUUACUCGUUGAAGUGUUUUUCUGUAGAUCAGGAGCUCACGGUCCUCUUCAGAUGAUGGAGCUCUCUCUUUCUCUCUCUCUCUCUCAGUUUGGGACUUAUUGUCUUUUUUUUGUUUUGUGUUGUUUGCUGUUGUAAAUGUUGUUGCUGUUUACAUUAUUUAUCUUAUUUAUUACUCUCCUGUUUCUGUGUAGAAAAGGGAAGCUCGGUCUGUUCGUGAAGAGAGAAGUUCUUCUAUGACUCGGUAUGAAAGACUGAAACGUCUCUCUCCUUCACGUCAUCCCUCCAUCCUGUUCUCUCACACCGUAUUAUUCAUCUAAAACACGAUGGUGAAGUCACUCGUGAACCUUCUUGGUCAGAAACGCUUUAUGCUAGUAUGCGAACGAACGCGUUCUACUGCUUUUAACAUUUGAGACUUUCUUUCUUUUAUAAUGUGACAUGCAUACAAGUGUACAAAUUACCAGAGGAAGGAAAACGUGUUUCUGUGAACUGGAUGUUUAUUGGAUGUUGUGUAUGAAGACGAGUUUAAGACUAAAUCCUGCAUACGUCACUAGUCACUUAAGACUUUUUAAUUAAACAUUAUGAGGUCAAAAAUAUUCAAAUGAAAGCUAAAUUGUUUGUAAUAAGACCAAGAACUUCAAUUUGGGGUAAAUAAAAAGAACAAAAUGAAUCGAAUGAAUUAGAAUUGGGUGCAUUUUCAUUCCAAAGACUGACUGAAGUCAUAAUUGAUCAUAAUAAUAACGCCGCUGCAUUAAACCUGGUCCUGACUAAGAUUCCAGCUACAAGCAAUAAUUCUGUCCAGCGUCAAACAUCAAUCAAACAUCACAGCCAAUCAGAAGCGUGAGUGGGCGGGGCUUUCUUGAAGCCACUGCUCUUGAAACCAUUUCAUGAAUAUUAAACAUUUUUAACCUUAUUAAAUGUCAUCUUUGUCAUGUAAUUCGCACUGAGUUAGGACUUUUUAAUUUGCUUCUUUCUCAAGAUCUGAGGUAAACGUCUAUGUUGCUUUUAUGACUAAAACCGCACGCAAAAUGGUAUUUAAACUCACAUUAGACACGUUUAACUGAUAAAACACAUAAUUACAUGAGAUUAUCUACACGUCAUACGGUUUGUAUAUGUUGUUGUUCCAGAAAUGCAUUUCUGAGAUAGAAAUUUUGGCUCACCGUCGCUCAUGAAACGUCUGAGAACAAAACCUGGCCUUCUGAACGCUCCCGUUCGCAUAGUUGCAUAAAGCUUGAUUCAUCCAGCGUUUGUCUCGUGACUCACCUGUGAACGGAGUCGUCUCAUUUAUCAGGGAGCUUUGCUCGCAGCUCGUUCCGUUUUGUGAUAAACGGAUGGAUGUUAAAUAUAUGCGCAUACAUACAUGACUGAGCCGCUGUCAUCAGUUUGGUGUCAUCAGCCUGAUUUCAUCAAGUACAGGAUGUUCCUGGAACAACGUUCCAAUCAACCAAUCAGCAUUGAGGGAUCAUUCUUCAGGAAAUAUCUGUCCUAGGCUUAUGAUCAGGGUCAGGUGCUUCUACAUCUUUUUUCAUCAGCUGUCAUUUCCCACUGAUUUAUAGAUUCUGGGUAGGGUCAGGUUUAGGGGCAGGGAUUGGGAGGAGUCUCUAUUUUUAGCCGGUAAUGUUGAUCCAGGAUCAUGUGUUACUUGACAGAACCCCUGUGACCCAUCAGCUUAUCUGCUGCUUGAAGAAGAAGCGAGUGUCAAACGCUCAGGGCUCCACAAACACCCUUCAGGAAACAAUAGUGAACGUCACGAUCUGUGCUGUCAAACUGUUCAUAUCUGCACUGCAUUUGACCUUUUUUUUAAGCGUAACUUAUUCAGUGUGUUCUGCUUUAAUAUAUUGAAGGGUUUUUUUUUUUUAAUGUGGUUACAUUUUUUGGUGAAGUUAACAUUUCUUAUCAUAAUGUGUGUAAUCUUGUAUACGACGCGGAGAUCCUUAAAUGUAACACAAAGAUCAUGUUUAUCACUAUUAUUGACACACUGUAUGGGUUUUUGUUCUGCUAACCAAACCAGUUUCACUUCAACGGUGAUCUGAAUUUAUAUGCGCUGCAGUGUGAACGCUCUCCUCCAAUCACGUCCACUCUCACUCUCUCUCCUCCAAUCACGUCCAUUUGUUUCUCACUCUCCUCCACUUGCAUUCUCUCUCUCUGUCUCCGUGUGUGUGUGUGUGUGUGUGUGUGUGUGUGUGUGUGCGAGAGAGAGAGUUUCUCAUACUGGUUCACAGACGGAGUGAUUUCUCUAAAAAUCACAGUCAAACGAAGGACGUAUCGGCGAGAAGAGAAUUAAAGUGUUGGAAAAGAAGAGAAUCUCCUGAUUUCUCUCUGCACUGCUAAGAAGGAGCGUGUACAUUAAAUGAGUUUAUACAAUCCUUUUUGUUUUGUGUAUAUGAAUGGCUAUAUGUUAACCUUGAAGAAAAAUGAAAAAUAACAAAUUCUAUGACAAAAACUAUAAUAAAUUAAUUUGAAAACCA